Messenger RNA from Vollenhovia emeryi, 3479 nucleotides. It is a transcript of the gene mei-9, whose product is annotated as DNA repair endonuclease XPF. Gene Ontology annotation, molecular function: single-stranded DNA endonuclease activity; single-stranded DNA binding; damaged DNA binding. The transcript is spliced from 13 exons. Gene Ontology annotation, biological process: resolution of meiotic recombination intermediates; double-strand break repair via homologous recombination; nucleotide-excision repair involved in interstrand cross-link repair. The record is from RefSeq and is a predicted model, not a curated record. Gene Ontology annotation, cellular component: nucleotide-excision repair factor 1 complex. The coding region runs from base 329 to 3379 and encodes 1016 amino acids. NCBI's taxonomy places the organism in Eukaryota, Metazoa, Arthropoda, Insecta, Hymenoptera, Formicidae.
UAAAUCCGGAAUCUUUCUCCGGGUACAAAUCGACCACAAUACUGUCGUGCAUUAUUCAAAGAGUUUCAGAACUUCCGAGGAGACGAGCGAGACUUGGACUCGUUGGGGCACAAAGAGACGAUUGCAAAUCCGACGAUAAUCCCGAGCGGCUUGGCGCCACUUUUGCAGUCAGCUGAUCGCUCCCGUGGUCGCGCCGCCGGAAUCGCCUGAGUACGGGAAUAUACGACGCGGACUUUACGUAAUGCGUGGAUAAUUCGGACGAUCGCUCCGUUGUUUACGCGCCACGGCUGGGCAUCGACACCGUUGCGCGCUUUUUGAUGAUUCUGUUAUGCGUACUAUGAAGACAACGUUUCUUCUUGCAGCCCUGGUAACCUGCGUGUCAGCACUGAACGAGGAACUGUUGCAUUACGUUAGCGACGAUGUGCCCGGCGGCUCUUAUAAAUAUUACAGCUUGACGUACGACGGUAACAUUAAGAUACGGCUGACGUCGAUAACAGGGGACGCGGAUUUGUACGCGUCGCAGAUUAUAAGCAAACCGACGUACGAGCCUGAUCACUAUUGCCUGCAGUCCACAACUUGCGGGGAGGAUACUAUUUUCAUACCUGAGAGCUUCAAACGGCCUGUGAGCAUCGGCGUUUACGGCCACCCGUCGCACGAAAUCAGUAAAUACACUCUAUUGGUGUCCGAGGUGAUGGUCGAGGACGAUAUCUCGUCUUACGGCGAGACGUCGAGGAAAACUUACAAAACUCGCGACAGACUGUCGAUAAACAUGUUGGAAUACGAGAACCAGAUCUUCCUUGAGAUCCUUCAGGAGGACGGACUAGUUAUAACAGCCAAGGGUCUUGGUAUAGAGACGGUUUUUGCGAAUGUGAUAAAAGCUUACUCGGACCCGGGCAAUCUAGUUAUAGUCCUGGGAACCACUACUCAUGAUGAGAAUUACCUUAUCGAUCUGCUUAAAAGUUACGGGACGAGUAGGCUGCCGCGUGUAAUCAAUUCCGAAUAUUCCUCCGCUGAAAGGGAAGUGAUAUACCUGGAGGGCGGAGUGCUGUUUAUAUCGGGUCGUAUUUUGGUGGUGGACCUGUUGAAGAACAGAGUUCCGCUGCACUUGGUCACCGGCAUUCUCGUUUACCGAGCUCACAAUAUUUUGAACGCCUAUCAAGAGGCGUUUGCCUUGCGCUUGUACAGACAACAUAAUAAGACUGGAUUUAUCAAGGCGUUCACGAAUUCGUCACUGGCUUUCACAGUCGGGUACUUGCAGGUGGAACGUGUUAUGAAAGCUCUGUUCGUGAAGAAAUUGUAUUUAUGGCCACGUUUCCACACAACGAUUAAUAACUGCUUGUCCAAGCACGAGCCGGACGUUAUAGAGCUACAUGUACAGAUCACACCGAAGAUGCAGAGCAUUCAAGGCACUCUGCUCGACAUUAUGAACUACAUCGUGAAAGAAUUGAAGAGAAUCAAUAAAUAUUUAGACCUGGACGAUCUGACUGUGGAGAAUGCGAUAGCAAAGAAAUUUCACAAGCAGCUACACUCGCAAGUAGAUCCAAUCUGGAAUCAGCUUAGCACAACGACCAAACAAUUGUUUUCUGAUUUAAAAACGUUACGUUCUCUUGUUAUAUCUUUGACGUACGAUGAUUCCGUCUCGUUUUAUGCCAUGGUAAAUCGUCUACGGACUAUGGAAUAUGCCAUGAAAGCCGGUGGUUGGAUAAUGCUGGAUGAAUUCGAGAAGUUGUUCAAGUAUGCCAAAAGCAGAGUUUACACAGAUAAGAAUGUACUGAAACCAGAGCCAAAUCCAAAAUGGGAGGCUUUAUCGGAAGUCUUAUCUGAGAUUCAAGAACAGAAACAUAAGAAAAAAGACUAUGAGAACAUUGAUAAAAUUUUUAUCUUAGUGCAAGACAAUAAUAUAUGUAGACAGUUAAAAAAUUAUUUAACUAUGGGUGCAAACGAAUAUUUACUCUAUGAGGCGCUGAAAAAACUGUCGCAUACUAAAGAACAACAGACAAGUGACAAAAGUGGGAAGAAUCAACCGAAAGAUGAACCGUCUGAAAGUAAAACUGAUGAGGAAGCGCAGGAAAUGCAAGACACUUAUGUGCUCACCAUGUCGCAGAAAUGCGUGGAGGGAACUCAGCCAGGUACUUCCACGGAAGAUGCGAAACACCAGACAUUGUUUGAAGAAUGUCCGCAAAUCGCUGAAUUGGAUUUAACUAAAGAGUGUACGGCAUCCGCACCUAUCGUUUUCAUACAAGCCAUAAAGAAAGGAGGGGAUCCAAUGGCUUUACAACGAACGUUGGCCGAGCAUACGCCCAACAAUAUUAUUUUGUACGCAAGUGAUAUCGGUAUCGUGAGGCAGUUAGAGGUGUAUCAGAAUAAUAAUCCGUCGUUAGAUUUAAAGAUAUAUUUCUUAAUUUACGGUGGCUCGGUUGAAGAGCAGGAGUAUCUUACUUCCUUACGAAGGGAAAAGGAAGCAUUUCAUUCUCUGAUCAGUGCGAAAACUACCAUGGUUGUGCCAGAAGAUCAAGAUGGAAAGUCAGACGAUUGUUUGGCUCUUGCAAUUCCGUCUGAUAGUACAAGUGAGGACAGUACGCGUAAAGGAGGGAUGCAGUCUGAAGCUAAAGUAAUUCCGAAAGUUAUCGUCGAUAUGAGAGAGUUCAGAAGUGAAUUGCCAACCAUUCUGUACACGCGCGGUAUGAUAGUCGAGCCGGUGACAUUAGUGGUGGGGGAUUAUAUUCUAACGCCAGAAAUAUGUAUCGAGAGGAAAAACGUAUCUGAUUUGAUUGGCUCUCUACAUUCUGGAAGAUUGUACAAUCAGGCAGUUUCCAUGACGAGGUAUUACGCUAAACCCAUGCUCCUGAUAGAAUUUGAUCAGAAUAAACCGUUCUCUUUUCAGGGACAUUAUUAUGUCAGUAGAGAUCUCAAAAGUACUGACAUAACGGCAAAAUUGCAAUUAUUAACUCUUCAUUUUCCCAAACUGAAAAUUGUAUGGUCUCCUAGUCCACAUGCUACAGCACAGUUAUUUGAAGAAUUAAAGCAAGGAAGAGAUCAACCUGACUCGAGUAUAGCUGCUAAACUUGGAGCAGAUGAAAACGUGGAGAACAAGCAGAUAAUGGAAGAGAAAUAUAACACUCACAUCCAAGAUUUUAUAGCUAAAUUACCGGGCGUAAAUACAAAAAAUUUGCGUGUUCUACUGAAUAAAGGAAAAUCGUUGGAUCAUCUUAUCAAGCUUUCACAAGAAGAACUAAGAGAAAUACUUGGAAAUAAAAGUGACGCGGAAUUGUUAUAUAAAGCGCUUCACGAGAAAUGUCUACAAACGGAUGACGGUGCGGGAACUAGUAAAGGUGUUGCCAAAGUACGUGGCAAAAGACUUUUCUCCAGAGUAAAAUAAUAAUGUGAAUAAUGAUACGCAAACAAUUGUAUAACAUUUGUAGGUAUUAGUAAGUAAAUGUUAUUACAGUUUAAUAAAUAUUUUGUAAAACAUUAGAAAG